AUGCACACUACCGUAUGCCUGUACUUGGCCAUGUGGAUCGUCGUCACUCUCUUCUCCCGAGGAGUCGACGUUGCGGUGGCAAAUGCGUACUCGCCUAUCACAGUGAUGGGUUCGUACGCCGUUCUUUGUGUGCUCCACGUGCAUGCUGUGAUGGCGACCCUCUUCCCAAAGACUAUUCCUUCGAUGCCCAUGCCGUCGAAGGACCGACUGUCCACGUUGUCUUCGGGCAUGCUGCUCAAGGUCAAGGUCACACCGCACCAACACGGACCUCGUGCCCCGACCACGCCGUCGAUCUUGAUGACGGAUGAAAUCCAAGACUGUAUCAUCAUUGCUUUCAACCUGUUUGAGGUUGGUUGCCAGAGCCACCAAGCGUUCGCCAUGUUCCAAACGUUGGUCGAGCCGGUCAAAGUCAUCUCGUACGGUCUCGUGGUGACUAAAUCAACGUUGCUCAACCUAGCGGACACAAUUGUGAGCUUCACCUUGUCAACUGGCCACCCCUUAUUCUCCCUCAUCAUUACCGUCUUUCACUACUUGGUGCUGGAGCCCACAUUAGCACAAGACAACCUCUGGGCUACGCGAUCGACCCUUCUUACACGGCUCCUUGUGCCAUCAUCCGCCUUUGACAUGCUUUGCAAGCUCGAUGCUCAAAACGACAACUCUUCGUCCUCCUGGUGCGCGUAG
Molecule: messenger RNA, 681 nt
Organism: Aphanomyces invadans
Lineage: Eukaryota; Oomycota; Saprolegniomycetes; Saprolegniales; Verrucalvaceae
Exons: 3
Coding region: 1-681 (226 amino acids)
Source: RefSeq, a predicted model, not a curated record